GGGGAUAAUGGGAGAGGAGCGCAUUGCAAUGGCUGCGGUGUAGUACCCUCCCUGCACAAUUAGCCAAUCAGGAGCGCGCUCUGCCAGCCAGAAGGACGCAUAAAAGAAGAACAUUGCAGCAGAGGCACAGAAGGAGACUGCAAGAGGAGCUGGGAAUAUUACACACAGAACACAGCCGAACCACAACACCCUCCCCUGGACACACCCUGCUGGGGAUCACUGCUUCUCUUUUUUCUGAACUGUCGCCCACGCCAUUCGGAGAGAAAGCUCUCCUUCAUCAUCAUCCUGAAGAAAACCCCUUUCUCCUCAUUUUCCCCCUACAGAGGACACCUACCAAUCUCCAAGGGCUGAGAUUCCCCUGGUGAACAUUGUCUUUUUUCCUUUUUUCUUUUUUUUCUUUUUGGAUUUGGACACGGGCCUCUCCACAGUAAAUACACAGGCCAGCUAAUAUAAAGACCACAGAUCAUAGUAUUGACUCAACCUACGGCUUGAAGACCUGCGAAACGAAGAAGGACCUAGAUCACUCUCAUUGUAUGUCAAGAAUGGUUACUCAGAUAAUCAGCACCAUGGAAACCCAGGUGUCCAACGGUCCGAGCGGAACCAGCCUGCCUAACGGGCCAGUCAUCAGCACCAACGGUGCCACAGACGACAGCAAGACCAACCUAAUCGUCAACUACCUGCCUCAGAACAUGACCCAGGAGGAAUUCAAGAGCCUGUUCGGUAGCAUUGGAGAGAUCGAAUCCUGCAAACUGGUCCGAGACAAGAUUACAGGCCAGAGUUUGGGCUAUGGGUUCGUAAACUAUGUGGAUCCCAAUGACGCAGACAAGGCCAUCAACACUCUCAACGGUCUCAAACUGCAGACCAAAACAAUUAAGGUAUCGUACGCCCGUCCCAGUUCAGCAUCUAUCCGUGAUGCCAACCUGUAUGUGAGCGGUCUGCCUAAGACCAUGACCCAGAAGGACAUGGAGCAGCUGUUCUCCCAGUACGGACGCAUCAUCACCUCCCGCAUCCUGGUGGACCAGGUUACAGCAGGUAUAUCGCGAGGAGUGGGCUUCAUCCGGUUUGACAAGCGGAACGAGGCGGAAGAGGCCAUCAAGGGCCUGAAUGGCCAGAAGCCCCUGGGCGCAGCCGAACCCAUCACGGUGAAGUUCGCCAACAACCCCAGCCAGAAGACGGGCCAGGCCCUGCUCACCCAGCUGUACCAGACCGCUGCACGCCGCUACACUGGCCCUCUGCACCACCAGACUCAGCGCUUCAGCCUCAUCCCUCCAUUUGGAAAGGGACCAGAUCCAAAUAACAGCACAAAACCAAUACUCGACAAUUUACUAAACGCCAGCUACGGAGUCAAGAGGUUCUCCCCCAUCACCAUCGACAGCAUGACCAGCCUGGCGGGAGUCAACCUGACAGGGCCCACCGGAGCCGGCUGGUGCAUCUUCGUCUACAACCUGUCGCCCGAGGCUGACGAAAGCGUCCUGUGGCAGCUGUUUGGGCCCUUCGGCGCCGUCACAAACGUCAAGGUCAUCCGUGACUUCACCACCAACAAAUGUAAGGGCUUCGGCUUCGUCACCAUGACCAACUACGACGAGGCAGCCAUGGCCAUCGCUAGUCUCAACGGCUACCGCUUGGGAGACCGCGUGCUGCAGGUCUCCUUCAAGACCAGCAAGCAACACAAGGCCUGAGAGAGAGAGAGCUGUUAGCUGACGCCAGCUCCUUCAGCCAGCAGGGAGCGCCACUGAGCUCCCUGUUACUAUCACUCUACAUGGGCCUGGACUGAGUCUCUCUCUCUGAUGCACACUCACCCAUACACAGCCCUAUACACAUACAUACACACACUAUCAGACAUACAUAUUUACACAUUCAAACAUACAAAGUCAGAGUUUCAAACAAAUACACUAGUAGAGUUUUUCUUUUCUCUUUACACAACAUGCUAGUCCUUCCCUACGUUUGCCUGGAUUGAAUUAGUGGGGGUGUGUUGGGUAGUUGGUCUCUGGGGGUGGGGGGUAAGAGGCCUCGAUGAGGGAGACAGUCUAAUGAAUGUGACAGAGAAUGUGUGCUGAGUGCUUUGAUUGAAUUCAGGCAAAUAAUGACAAAAACUGCUGAAACAAAAUGAUCAAAAAUCUAAAAUGAACUACAAAUAUGUGCAAUUUAAACCCCAAACUCUUACCCCACGAACUAUCCCAUUAUCUUGCUGGAGAGAGUGUAGUCACUUUUUUUUACACUUGGGCAUUUUGAAUCAGUGAUUUUUUUUAGAUCAAAGAAAAUUAAUUAAAAACAGUGUUCUCUUAUAUACAUAUAUUAAAAUAUAACUAUAUAUUCAAUAUUUAAGGUGGUUAUAAUAGCCGAGUAUGUAAGCAUUUUCUAGAAACUUUGACUACUGUUUCCUGGCUCAACAUUAGGUAGGUUGUGACUAGCUUUAGGGCAGUUUCUCUACCCUAAUAAGGACAGAUCCCAUACGAUUUAGGUUAUCAGACUGAACAGAUACUGGUCACAAAGACAAGCAGCCUGAAGGCCACCAGAAUUACACCCUCACUACACAACACAGUCACACAUCAGCCCUGUUAGGGGGGGGAAACAACACAUCACUGACAUCUAUUUUUUUCACUCUGGUUCUUCUAUUCAGAGUAGAAUGGAUGGAUUCCACCACAAGCAGAGUUGUCUGUGUGAACAACGUAGAACAUUGUCCCAGCUAGUGUUCCCAUGGAGACAGUGUUCAUGUACAAUUCUCUGAGAGACUAGGGAGCGUGAGUUUAGAGCAGUCAUUUCACCAAAUCACAGAGCCACUUUACCAAAACACCCAACCAGAUAACACCCCUCCAAGGGAAUGAAAAGGUUUUUACAAUUCAGUGGAAAUGAUUGGCCUGGAUAAGUAGGCUCAACAUCACCAUUAUGCACAGAUCAGAUCGAGAGGACGGUAGUUUUGACUUAGGUUGAGAUUCCGUCAUGACUGAGCAGUGAUAUCUCCUCACUGAGUCCUAGAGGGUGAGACAGCUUCUUGCCUAUUCCUCAGUUUACUAAACACUCCUCAGUUUCCUUCAGACCCCGUAUAUGACACUUUAUAGAAGCUCCUGAGAAUCCGUUUCUAUUCACUCUCAUUAUAACCUUGCCUGCCCUGUCAAAAUAGAAGAAACCAAGCCUGCAGAAACCAACAGUGACAAGUUUGUUUAUCUCACAUUGGAAACUCAAAAAUAUUUUUUUUGUUGAUUUGCAACAUCUGAUCGGCACUAUCACCUAGCUGGAAUUGAAAAAAUAUCAACAAACCCAUGGAAAUAAUUUAUGACACCCCUUGAUGAAAAUAUAACAACAAAAUAGUCUUGGCGACUGUCUGUUAGAAACAUCUGACAAGACGUUUCAUGGGGAGAGAUAGGAUUACAAUAUAAAGACAUCUGCAUAUAAUAGAUGAAAUAAGGUAAAGUGUGUUCAAGACAUUUUUGCUUUUCUAAAUAACGCUGUGUUAGCCAAAGAGGACAACCAUCUCUUUGAAAGGAUUACUUUAGAGAUACAUCUAUUUUUAUAUAUACAAAAUGAACAAGACCUUGUGCUGAAUUUUUACAGAUUCUUAAAACUGGGACACCGCAUGGCUGUAUUUUAAGCCCUUUGAUCUUUGAGAGAGGGAUGAGCGCGUGCAUGCGGUGUAUAGGUGGGGGUCGAGGGAAGGGGGCGAUGAAGAAAAGUUCUCACACAACCUUACUUUUUCAACCACAACCCAUAAACAAACUAUUGAAAUAGCAAACAAAAGAAAAACACACAGACAUCGGAAUAGAACAAAUACACAUCAACACAAACCAAUUCAAUGAUUAGGCAUCAAACGUCACAGAGACAAAUCUGCAUUACUAAUACUGCCAUCUUUGAGUGUAAACAAACACAUAUCACUUCCUCUGAAGUUGCGUACAUUCAGUGUUGCUUCAAUGAUUGUACAGUGAAGUGUUAUCGCUUUCACAGGAGACACUUAAAUCAGGCUGCAGUAAAGACAGUCAGUUAGGCCCAAUGAUUUGUCCUCACAGACACCUUGGGCUGGUUCGAAACAGAAAGGCUUGAAGUAGAUUCUCAAUAAAGCGUCCUUUCAAUGCAAAGAUGAUUAGGUUUAUUUAAAUGAAGAUUUCGCCAAAGAAUUUGGAAUAUGAGUGUCAAUAAGAAAUAAUUCAGUCUAUACUAUUACUAACGGCUCCCCUGAUAAUUCUUCUAUAAACCAUUAUCAUUUAUUGCAUGAAGAUCCCUUAUCAUUUUAAAUCCCCAUAGCGCUUGCAGAAAUAUCUGUUGUUCAUAUCAAAUUAUAUCAGAAUGGACUAAUAUCUUUUGGUUAACAUAUCUGUUGAGUAGAUAUAAUUUAGCCCAUUUGCACAGGUGCUUACCACAAACCUACAACAAUGUAAACAAAGAAUUCACCUUUCAGCAAAAACCACGACAGUUCCACACAAGUGUCUCUUGAACCUCAAUACUGUAAUACUCACACCAUCCACUCACAACAGGAAUCCAAUUAAUCAGAGUAUGACAGCAUUGUUUCAGUUGAACCCUCAGCCUCUGUCUAACUCUGACCAUUCCAUUUCUUACUGUGCCCCAGUAGUAUAUUGGUGGUGUGCCAACCAAAACAAACAUGAAAUGUCAUACAUUAACACCCUGUCAUAAUCUAAUUCCACACCUCCCUUCCCUAUUCAAUUAGUUGUGCCCAUACUCAAGAGAAAGUAGCACAGUAGGACUGAUACAGCAUCACUUUAAGAGACCAGAUGUGAAUCUUGGGAACAGAACAGCAAAUAGGCCACGUUGUUGAGCUGCAGUUGAAGUAGUCCGUCCCACUGGUGAUAUGGAGUAGAGUUCCAGCCCAGUUUCCCCACACCCUAGACCAACAACAGGCCCUAGGCCACUCCCUAGACUAGAGCAACAACAAACUGUCCCAUCUUACACAGCCAAUACAGAGACCCUCUUCUCUUCCCACACCUAUGUAUGGUAGAGAGCCAAGGACAAUGGCAGGAGACAAAUGUACUGCACCGUUUGAGCAACAAUAAAUAAUCAUCUAAAAAGACAAAAAAACUUUCCUAUGGAACAGUAAGUGCAAUGUGCUUUGUUUUUAUAUUGACUGAGAACAAAAAGAUAUAUAUAUUUUUUAAAAGAAAAAGAAAUUAAACAUCACACUGAAAUGGUUUGUGGGGAAAGGCGGAAGGAUCAAAUGUAAAAAAAUCUAAGUGUUAAUGCACUGAUUCAUUAAAGAGAAUCAAACAAGCACCGAUGGAGAGCUCUGGAAAUGUCCACAAUCCCAGCCCCGGAUUAGUGCUCUGAACAUGCAAGCUAAAACUAACCGCAUAUUAUUGGGUGAAUAAAAAGAGCAAUUUAAUUGAAAAGACCUUGAAAGGGAUACUGUCUAAUAUAUCAUCAGUUUUAGCCCACGUCGAUUUUAGAAUAUUAUUUUUCCUGUAAUUUGAUUUUCUUUUACAUAUCAAGACUCACAUGUUAACUUAGCGUAUUUGUGUUGUUGACGUUACCAUAUAGGACACACAUGGGUCCAAGAUUUCAUUUGGUUGCUUUGAUUGGGUAUUUUUUCUUUCUUCAUUCCAUUAUUUAAUUAGUUGCAGUUCUUAGUAUAUGCAGAUUUUAGACUUAGUUAGAAAUUUAUUUCAAUCAAAACGUGUUCAAUUGUGUUUGUAAAAGUCUGUGGUAGCUUUUGUUGCAACAUAAAUAAUUUAAACAGAAAAAAUUCAAGAUAGCGCCAACAAACUUGUAUUAUUUGGGCGACUUUAAGCUUGUAGUUUUAACUUAUUGUUAACUUAAAAACUAUUUAUUAUUAUUGCCUCGUAUAAAGUAUGUUUUGUGUAUAUUUAUGGUUUAUUUCAUUAUAUUUGCAAGUUUAAAAGAUUUUAAGUUUGCCAAAAUUGUGGUUACAUUUUCUUUCUUAAAAAGGGAACAAAUAGAUUAAAAAACAGCUUUAGAAGUACGAUUUGGAAAUGUUCUCCAUAGUCAAAGAAUGCACUGCUAUAUUUAACUAAUUGAAGUGUAUAAACAUACAUGCUGUGUGCUAGAUGUUAUGCCUUUACUGCCUGUGUUCUGUUUGUCUUGUUAAAUGAAAACCUUUUGAUUAUUUAAUCUAAUCACAGUCUUGUUUUUCCAGCCACUGAGAACCCUGGGGAGUGUCAGUCAGGACAUGGGCUGGGCCUGGGGUGUGGCCUAUUGUAGGCUCCAAGGCAGAGCCUGGACCUUAGGCAGUGCCUGAGGCACCAUGUGCACUCAGCAUGCUUUCCCUCCUACAGCUGAUGAACAGAACUACUGUAGUUAUUAGAAGGACCAUAGUACCAAACUCCAACAUGACAUCUCAUGUACAGUAGUUCCAACAGCAGCCAGGAGGAAAGCAUCGUUGGGGGGUUACUCCUAUAGGAAAGGGGUCAGUGGUUCUUCUGUUUCUCGACCAACUGUAUUUUGUGUCUAUUUAUUUAGAAGAGGGGACACAAGAGUAACUUAGUGACGUUCUUCUUACAACAUUUUCCUGGAAUGGUAGAACAAAUCAAAGGAGAAAAUGAUCAAAACAGAUCUACUGGCAUCAAUGUAUCAAUGUCAGUAGGAAGAUAUCAAAAUCUCAUACUUCCAAACAUGACCAAAUGAACAAUGACAAAAUGUAAAAGAAAAUAAACCUUUCAGUUUAGGAUAUUUAUUACUGGGAUUUCAGCUGAAGACGCUUGAAGACUUUUUCAUGGAAUUGUUUAAUUAUUUGUACUUUACAUGCCAGAAAAAAUAAAAGGUUACAAAUCUGAGUGACCCAUGUUGUUUUUACAAGAUGACAUUGAGCGUUGUCAUUUCCAGAGGGUAACAAUGAAAACCCAUUGAUGCGCAUAAGACAAACUGCCCAGCAUCGUCAUAAUGCACAUCAUUGGCAUAAUCAUCUACUGUAGUAUUAGAGCCAACAGAGCAUAGUUAACAUACUGACUAUCCUGCU
Messenger RNA from Oncorhynchus kisutch (coho salmon), 6916 nucleotides. Its product is annotated as ELAV-like protein 3. The coding region runs from base 534 to 1679 and encodes 381 amino acids. Gene Ontology annotation, cellular component: ribonucleoprotein complex. Gene Ontology annotation, molecular function: RNA binding. The transcript is spliced from 8 exons. NCBI's taxonomy places the organism in Eukaryota, Metazoa, Chordata, Actinopteri, Salmoniformes, Salmonidae. The record is from RefSeq and is a predicted model, not a curated record.